Molecule: messenger RNA, 708 nt
Organism: Triticum dicoccoides
Lineage: Eukaryota; Viridiplantae; Streptophyta; Magnoliopsida; Poales; Poaceae
Exons: 2
Coding region: 1-708 (235 amino acids)
Source: RefSeq, a predicted model, not a curated record
AUGGCAGCGGGUGGAGCUAUUACAAACAAGACACUUGAUGAAGCUUUUCUGCUGAUUGAGAGCAUAGCUUUCCACCAACUUCAGUGGUACAAUAAGAAGCCCACAUCUGAUUCAUUGGUUUGCUUGCAACAAAUCACUACACCUCAACCACCAAUUCUUACACAAAAGCAUGAGCCUCUAUCUCAGUGUGACAAGGUUGAGCUUGCAUGGAUUAUAUUUGACGAUGAUGACACUAUUCUAGUUGACACACACGCUACAGAUCAUCUGGAUACUAGUGUUGGAGAUUCAGUUUUGCAUUGUGAUGAUUAUAACAUGGAUGAGCCAGAGCUGCAGUUCGUUGCUUUUGAUAUUGAGGAGUCACCUUUAGUUGAUAUUGAUCAUGUGCUGCUAGAGCCAGAUAUGGAGAAGUUCGCCUUUGAUGAUGUUAGCUGCAUUGAUUCUUCAACACUUGAGCCUGAGAUGGAGAGCUUCAUGGUUGAUUAUGGUGAGGUGGAUUCAGAUGUCAAGGAGUCAAGCUCUAUUUCACUUGUUGACACGAAUCCGGUGGAAAUUUCUACUACCACACCUCACUUGGUAUCUUCAAUGGAGGUAGUCCUGAAGCUUCUUCCUAACUAUCUCAGGUUGAUGCUUGUGUACCAUUUACUGCGAGUUGACCGAGUUCGAGAUGACAUUCCCUGGGAUCCUGGUGGACUUAGAGCAUGGGGAUGA